This is a messenger RNA of Thelazia callipaeda (thelaziosis nematode), 858 nucleotides long. Lineage: Eukaryota; Metazoa; Nematoda; Chromadorea; Rhabditida; Thelaziidae. The record is from the annotation of a GenBank genome assembly.
AUGCCUCUGCCACCAGCACUUUUAGCACGACUUAAAAGGCGAGGGAUUGUUGACGAAGAUGUUACGGAAGAAGUAAUCGCAGAGAAUUAUGACGUCGAACUCCCUCUUGGAGCACAGAGUGAUGCUCGUCAAUCAUCGGAAACUAAUGUUGCAGGAGCUAAGGGAUGUCCUAAUAAAUGGAAUCCUUAUCAUUAUUGUGUACAGUUUUGUUAUGAUUACUGGAGAGAUGGGACAAGUGAAAAUAAACUCUCACAGAAAUAUCUUGAGCAGCGAAACAAAGUUUUGAAGAAAUACCCAUUACCUAAUGGUUGGAAGGAAGUGUACGAUCCUGGAUGUGCCCGUUAUUAUUAUUGGUGUCCGCGAACUGAUGAAGUAUCUUGGCUACCACCCAGACAUCCUCUUGCUGUAAUCGGCGAUGCAGCACCUAAAGUCGCAAGAGAAAUGUUUGACAAAGGCGAAAAUACUAAUGGCAUUAGUGAAUGCAAAAUAACUUACGAUGAGAGAGCAAAUAAUGAGAAUGAAGUUUCAUCGAAGAACUUUGGUGGGAGAAGACAUGCAAAAAAGCGACGGCAUUCAUUAGAUUCUGAUGGGAGUGAAAGUUUCUCGGCUUCUGAUAGUGGUGAAGAAAACACAAUUGAACUUAAUGACAGAGAUAAAUUAAAACGUGCGAAACGAAAGGGAAUUGAUCCAAUGGAUCCAGCUGCAUAUGGGGAUCAUGUUCCUGUAGGUACAUGGAAUUCUGGUUUACAUGCUCACGAUAAAACAGGUGCUGAUGUGACAGCCAGUGGUCCUCUUUUUCAGCAACGACCAUAUCCUGCCCCAGGAGUUGUUUUACGCAAGCAACAAAAAAAGCGAUAG